Molecule: messenger RNA, 1294 nt
Organism: Williopsis jadinii
Lineage: Eukaryota; Fungi; Ascomycota; Saccharomycetes; Phaffomycetales; Wickerhamomycetaceae
Gene: IDH1
Product: isocitrate dehydrogenase (NAD(+)) IDH1
Exons: 1
Coding region: 163-1251 (362 amino acids)
Biological process (GO): isocitrate metabolic process; tricarboxylic acid cycle
Cellular component (GO): mitochondrion
Molecular function (GO): isocitrate dehydrogenase (NAD+) activity
Source: RefSeq, a predicted model, not a curated record
CUCUGUGCCCCCCUACGGCUUUGGACAGCUUUGUAGGGUAAAAAGGGAUUUAAUAUACAAGUACAAAUUCAUAACUUUUUACCUUUAGUUUCAUAUCCCUUUCGUUUGGUUGUAAGCUCACACACAAUCACACACCCAGCUCUCACAUAGAGACAUAUCAGCAUGCUCAGAACACAAGUUAAGUCCCAAUCUAAGAGAUCAUUGGCCACAGUUUCCGAGGCCCUUUUGCCAAAGAAGUAUGGCGGACGUUACACCGUUACUCUUUUGCCUGGUGAUGGUAUCGGUAAGGAGAUCACUGAUUCUGUUGUUGAGAUCUUCAAAGCUGAGAGAAUUCCAGUUGACUGGGAAACGGUCAACGUGACAAACUCUGAGAAGUCCAAGGAAGGUGUCAAGGAGGCUGUUGAGUCCCUCAAGAGAAACAAGGUUGGUUUGAAGGGUAUCUGGAAGACCGAUGUGUCUCAAUCUGGUCACGGUUCCUUGAACGUUGCCUUCAGAAAGGAGUUGGACAUCUACGCCUCCUUGACUUUGAUCAAGAACAUCCCAGGUGUGAAGACUAGAAUGGAUGGUAUCGAUCUCGUCCUCAUCAGAGAGAACACUGAAGGUGAAUAUUCUGGUUUGGAGCACGAAUCCGUCCCAGGUGUUGUUGAGUCAUUGAAGAUCAUCACUCAAGUCAAGAGUGAGAGAAUUGCCAAGUUUGCCUUUGAUUUCGCUAAGAAGAACAACAGACAAACCGUUACCGCUGUUCACAAGGCAAACAUUAUGAAAUUGGCCGAUGGUCUCUUCAGAAAGACUGUCAAGGACGUCGGUGCAGAGCAAUACCCAGGCAUUGAAGUUAAAGACAUUAUUGUUGAUAAUGCCUCUAUGCAAGCUGUGUCAAACCCACAACAAUUUGAUGUGCUUGUCACUCCAAACUUGUACGGUGCUAUCCUGUCCAACAUUGGUACUGCUCUUGUUGGUGGCCCAGGUCUUGUUCCAGGUGCUAACUACGGGCGUGAGUACGCCGUCUUUGAGCCAGGUUCAAGACACGUUGGUUUGGAGAUCGCCGGUAAGGGCGUCGCUAACCCAACUGGUAUGAUCUUGUCAUCUGUCUUGAUGUUGAGACAUUUGGGCUUGGACUCCUCCGCUGACAGAAUUUCAAACGCCGUCUACAAGGUUAUUGCCGACGGUAAGAAGACAACAAGAGACAUUGGUGGUCCAGCAUCUACCAAGGAGUUCACUCAAGCCGUCAUCGAUGAGUUGGCUUCUGCUUAAGAUACUCUAACGUUUUCUCGACACAACCGGGCAUGAGGUGUUU